Messenger RNA from Lolium perenne, 3860 nucleotides. RefSeq lists its product as uncharacterized. The record is from RefSeq and is a predicted model, not a curated record. NCBI's taxonomy places the organism in Eukaryota, Viridiplantae, Streptophyta, Magnoliopsida, Poales, Poaceae.
AAAAAACAACCGGAAAUACAGGGCAUGUGUUAUCUUCCCCGUUCUGUAUCCAUCCCCUGUGAAGUGAGCUCGAGCAAGAACUCAAGCGGCGGAAGCUGGGCGGAGACCUCUGACCGUGCCGCCGUGCUCCUGACCCCCGACUUCCGGUCUCCAGCCGCAACCCCUCGAUGGAUCUCGGCCGCUCCGCCGCCUCAGGCUCAGGGAUGUGCUGCCUCGACCUUGUUGAGCGCGACGGCGCCUCUGCUCCUCACACGCCGGCCUGUUGCUCCCUUGCGAAUUAGGCUGGCGGUAGGCCGGUUGUUCUCGGCGGAAGGCAUCCCGUGAAGCUAGAGCAGGCGCCUAGCGGGGUAACCGCUGGUCUCACUCCCCGCGGCGCCGGCGAGGUGGAGGAGAUGCCGCGGCGGCUAGGCGCAGCGUCGGGAGGUGGCCAGGCACGCCGCAGCGAGGCGGCCAGGCCCCUGACUAAGGAGGACCUCGUCGCUGACAGAGUUGUUUUGAUCACAACACACCCAGGAUUUAAUCGAUGGAAAGAAGAUGCAGUGGGCUGCCACGGGCAAUCUAGUGAGCGCCAGACUGCAAUCGUUGGUGCCGUCCGGAAGAAAGCUGCCAGGCAACAUCUCCGGGACUUAGCACGCCCGGACACAGGAUGGGAAGCACUUGCACAAUCCGUUAAAAACGAAUUUGGAGAAUUUGCGUGUGAUUCAUCAAGAAGAAUGGAGCGAGAUUACUUACUAUUGGUGAGACAGCAGAAUUGAUAUUUGAUUCACCCUGGUUAGUCCUUGAAGAAGCCAUCAGGGAUGGGAGGCACUAUUCAAUUGGAGAGGAGAGAUUGGAUGUGCUUUGGCGUGAUUGACCCGUCCUGGUUGUUCUGUUUCAGCUCUGUAGAUUGCUUCAUCCAGAUUGUCCUUCUCUAAUUUCAUUAGCGGCAGAUUAGUUUUGGCGCGUAGCUGCCUAUUUUGUAGAUUCUUCCCGCGCGAGUAUUAAUGAUAAGAGAGUAUUACGGAGGGAAUCAGUACAGAGGAGGAGAAAGAUACGGACUGAGCUGCAUCGUUCUGUUUUUUUUUCCAUCAAAUAUACGGAGCUGGGGCCGCACGACGCACAGCCGCGCGAUGCCGUUCACGCGCGUCGUCGCAUGGAUGGUCGCACGCUCGGGGCACAGGGAAGCCCCGUCCAUCCUAGACGGGAUCACAGGAUGCUUUACCGGAUUUAUAGUAGUCUCAUAAAUCAUGCUUUUUGCUAACGCUCCCAUACUUCCUGAAUUUACUACUUCCUGAAUGGGACCGUAGCCAAUCAAGAAAUAAUUACAUCGACACUUUCCUUUUAUUUCUACCCUUGAUUUCGCUAGACCCGCUGCAUGCAGUUCUUCCCUUAUUUUUGCUCAUCAUCAUAAACGGGAUCUAAUAGUGCUAUAAAUGAUACUUUGUUUUCUGCUUACUCUCCCAUAUUUCGUGAAUUUCGUACCUCCGUUUUUAUCUCAGAUUCGGAUGUAUCCAUGCAUAAAAUAUGUGUAGAUACAUCCAAAUCAACAAUAAAUAAUAUGCUUGGCAUGACUCAAGUAAUAAAGCUAAGAAAAUCGAUUGUUGCUACUCUUUGCAAAAAAAAAAGUUCGAUUGUUGCUACUACUGAUAGUAGAUCGAUCAGCGUCGUCCUUGCCUAGCUGCUUACCACAUACUACUAAGUUUAUAGAUCUAAGACGGUUUGGUGGGAAGAGAGAGGUUCAAUUUUUUCAGUAAUUUAAGCGGGUGUUUUAUUCCUUGGUUGCUCCUCUUCUGUUGCUGCUCCACAGGUGAUACAGAUGGACGAGAUGGAUAGUAGUCCCUGGGAUCGGUGACCUGGCUGCGUGAAAACAAACGCUCCCAUGAUCCAAGAAGAUCAAUCCUACGAGUUAAUUAUGGAAUGGGAUCGUAGCCAAUCAAAAGAUCAAAGAUGUGGGAUGCCACGGAUUGGUGACAGAAGAAGGGAUGUGGCGUAGGAACGACCUGGUUAAUUACUUGGUGACAUCAACUAUGCGCGCGUACGUCUCAUUUUCUGCUUUUGAUUCGUUACACUCACGGGUUUGACUUGAAGGUUAAUAGUUCCUAUGUUAUUUACUCCCCGCGCAUGACUGAUUUUUCUUUUUUUUUCCCUUUCAACAACCAAUCUUUUUUGCCACCAUAGCAUUUCAUACAAUUCUUCAGUUAAUAGUUUCCUAGAAAUCCCAAAAUUACUGCAAAUGGGGUGCUCCUAUACAAUAUUCGAACAUUAUUAUCUUGACGAGCAAAGAUCUGGCCGUUGUUUGACUCCAUUAAGUUUACUAUUUUACUCAUUCCUUAAACUCAAUCAUUGUGCUUGUGCUUCUUAUAUGAAGAGAAAAACAAAAUAAAACAGUCAGAAACAAUAUGCGUGUUGGGAAUACAUCAGUUUGGGAUGAAAUUAGUAGUCAAUAUUAUACAUGUUAUUCCUACUAAGAACUUGAUCAAGCAAGGCUCAACCAGGAAACAGAUAGUAUACAGGCAACAACCGCAUCACUUUCCAUUACUAUACAAAUCAAAUCAGCGGGACAUAAGAUGAAUACUCUACAAAGUGUUGGAUUCCACCAAGGCACACAAUUCACUUUUCAAUCUAUGCACGCACUACACAAGUUGGUCUUCAUUUCUGUUCAUGUGUAGCCUUAAAAAUCAAUGAAAAUAUUGCAGUAUCGAUCAACACCUCCGCAGUCCGGCUACUGAUUAAGCAACACCGAUUCGAAGGGACAGCAACACCGAUUAUAGGUAUCUCAGUUAAUUAAGCAACGCCAACCAUCCCAUGGCUUAUUCUGCACAUCAGUGAGACGCCAUCCAAUCAACAAACAUAACAGCUAGCUGCAAGGAUGCUCGUGUCGACGAGUUUGCACAAAGGAGACGAGUCAUAGCCUUCCUGCCAUAGCCCCGCAGUGAUAAGCGGCUCCAUGACGAUCUGCACAAAUAAUGAAGACCCAUAUGUCAAAACAUUGGAAUACAUUUUACCACCAUUCCUACUACACACAUAUGAGGACGUCGCUUUGGUGGCUGAUCUGGUUGGGUCUCUACCGUUGAAGGAGGUUCCGCCCGAGAAUUUGGCCUCAUUCUCUGUAGUGCCAGGAAAAGGCGAAGCUGCCUUGCAGUACGGUGUCGCUGCUGAUAAUCUAGCAAAUCCCUUUGCCGUGGUAGGAAUGAGCGAGGCUGUGCAAAAGUGUGUCGCGGCAGAGGACUCAGUGGUUUUCUCUGCCGAGGCAGGUCUUUCUGCUGUGUCAACGGCUGGCGAUGUUGCGCCUAAGAACUGCUCACCUAAUGUGUGCAAGUCCACUAGUAAAAAUAAAGUAAGCUCUUCUAGUGUUCUUCCCAAUUUAUCUCAAGGGCUCCACGGCAAGGUUGGCACAGGAGUUUUUCUUGGUGGCCGUUGUUCUAUGGAGGAUGUGGUAAAGUUCGGGGGCAUCUCCCCUCCAUCCAAAGAUUUACGUUCCAGUGAACGUAUUAGAGUGCAACAUAAUGCGGAUGAUUCUCAAAUGGCUCGGGCGCAGCAGUUGGCACAGGCCAAGAACGUUGCCCAUUUCUCAGGUUAUCCCUCUGGUUAUGCAUUGGAUCCAUGUGUGGUCCUUUCUCUAGCCUUCCAUGGACCGCCUGGACAUGGAUUCUGGGUGCAACCGUUUGGCGACGGUAGCACGGGAUUUUUACAGCCGGUGUUCUGAGCGGCGUCUCACAUAGAUAUGUUCUCCAGUAGUUUUCUGAGAAUUUUUAGGUGGCUUAUCCACGUGGAGACCUUGAGUGAUCCUUGAGUUGUAAUAAGGUUGUAAUAAUGCUACUCGUUUGAGACGUUCGCAAUAAAACGCCGCAUGCAUCAAUUGAUGCAGAGGCAGGGGAGUU